This is a messenger RNA of Trypanosoma rangeli, 1341 nucleotides long. Its product is annotated as preprotein translocase subunit YidC. Bases 1 to 1341 code for a protein of 446 amino acids. Gene Ontology annotation, molecular function: membrane insertase activity. NCBI's taxonomy places the organism in Eukaryota, Euglenozoa, Kinetoplastea, Trypanosomatida, Trypanosomatidae. Gene Ontology annotation, biological process: mitochondrial respiratory chain complex IV assembly; protein insertion into mitochondrial inner membrane from matrix. Gene Ontology annotation, cellular component: mitochondrial inner membrane. The record is from RefSeq and is a predicted model, not a curated record. The transcript has a single exon.
AUGUCCUUCCAUGCUGCCCUGCGCAGGGUGCCGCUUCAGCGUAUCACUCCUUUUUGCGGCACGGCGGCAGGCGCCGUGGCCGUGCCCGCGUUGACUGCCUUUGGUUUUCUUGGCAGCCGUCGAGGUGGCCCGGCGGCGGUGUUGGUGAGUGUGCGUUGCAUUAGUUGGAAUCCAGCGAAGUGGGCAGGCGACACCAUUGUCGGGCGGGAGUCGCACCGCAACAUCGAGGAGGAGCUGCCGGAUGUGUUCGCGCAGCAGCCGCAAGAAGUGGAUGACUUCAUUCGCCCAGAGAAAAGUGUUUUUGAACGGCUUGAGGAUUUCUGGGAGUGGAUUGUGAGCUUCAUGCAGCCGGUGGAGAAGCAGAUAGAUAUUAUGCGCAGCCUGCGGCACAACGGUUUUCUUGGGUUCGAUUUUGGAAGUUGGGGCCUUGUGUUUCUUUUCUACGGUAUUGUCAUGCGUCUGUGCACCCUCAUCCCCUCCCUCUACAGUCACCGAAACGCACUGCGGAUGAGCUACAUUGGCCCGCAGAUUUCUGAGAUCACCAAUAGCCAAAAUCGGGCCAAGAAUGAUCGCACACUUAGCACUGCAGAGAAGCGCGUGAUUAAGGACGGUUAUAAUCGAAUGAAGUAUGCGCUGAUGAGGAAGCACGGCUGUGCACAAUGGAAAAGCUUUCUUACAAUGCUCACUGCCCCCGUUACCAUGUCAGCCUUUUUUUCUAUUCGCCGCCUGGCGAUAUACGAGUCAGACCUAGAGAUGGCACCGUUUCUGUGGGUGAAGGACCUGACAAUGCCGGACCCAACGUACGGGCUGCCGUUCAUUUGUGCGGGUAUGUUUUUAGUGAACUUUGAGAUGAACCAGCAAAUGCAGCGUGGUGGGCGAAGCUCCUCUGGCAUUUACAUCCGCUGGGCGGUGCGUGCAGGGUCUCUUGCAGGUGUUUACAUGUUUGCGUCGCAGCCCUCUGCCAUGUUUGCGUACUGGAUUGGCUUGUCGACGGCAGGCCUGUUGCAGCCGCUGCUGCUGCGUUGGCAGCCGUUCCGCGAUUUCUUUCGGUUUCCUGACCCUCCGCAGGCCGCGAAGUCACAAAUCAUCGACGUGGUAAAAGGCCCGUCCUUGAUGGAGCGGCUGUUCACCUCAAAGGAGGAACAGGCACGACGUGAAGAGGAGCGACAGUCGCUUCGCGAGGAGCGCAGCAGGACUAAGUUUGAAAAGGUGGACGACUACGAUGAUGUCGUGUUUAGCGAGGGUGACGAUCUCCCCAUGUCAAGAAGAAGGCGCUGGGGAACGCGAGAUCAGAACGGGGAAAGGAAUAGCCCAAAGGAAUCGGCAACGAAAGGAAAGUAA